AACUCCAUAAACACACACAAUAAUUCUCCCAAAUCCCAAUCCCACCCAACGUUGAAGCUCGUGGGGUUGAUUGAUAGCAUUUUGAUACUCCAGUCUAGUCUCCAUACUUGUCAAAACUUCCAUUUCUUUACUCCAUUUUUUCAAGUCAUACCGACAAAAAAGAGGGUCUUCGUCUUCCUUCAAAACUUACCACGCGAUUUCCUAAACUUUUGUUGUUUUGUGUGCCGCCGUGUUUCCCCGUAUUUGAACGUCUUAUUACUAGACUUUUUGUAACAUAUUCCAACAUUUGCUGCUUGACAAAUUAACUACUCUAUAUAUAAGCAAUUAAUUGCUAGCACUUCUAAGCUAAGCCAAAUCUUCAGUUAAAACAAGAACAACAGAUAAACAGAGAUUUUUGUGAUUCAAACACUUCUUUUCAUCAGCAAAUUUGUUCUCAGGUGGAAUAUAAUCUAUGGGAUUAUCUGUUUCCAUAUUGGUUUCAGCAUGGCAUGAAAUUUUGAGUCAAAAAUUGUUCACAUUAGUCUGCAAUGGCAGCCUAACUUCAAGAGCACGCCGCUUUCCAAGCUUUAAGAGAACAGAUUCCUUUAAAAAGACUCAAUCACCAAGAACUCCAGAAACAGAUAGGAAGAGCUCAAAUAUGGGUGCAAAGAAUCCUACAAAUUUACAAGAUUAUAAGCCUCAAAACAUAUUGCUUGAAAAAUCACCUUCUUUUAACACACUAGUUCAAGAGUAUGAUACUACUAAUAUGUGUAAAUCGAGUUCUAAUGGUUUGAUUCAUAAGCCAUUGCCUGCAAUCACGCUUCCUGAGCCCGCGAUACUGUUCUCUCCACGCCCAGUUUCUGAGCUUGAUGCUGCAGCUGUUACGGUUCAGAAAGUGUACAAGAGUUACCGGACUCGAAGAAACCUUGCUGAUUGUGCUGUUGUUGUUGAAGAGCUAUGGUGGAAGGCAUUAGAUUUUGCUUCACUUAAGAGGAGUUCUGUGUCUUUCUUCAAUAAUGAUAAACAAGAAACUGCUGUUGCAAAAUGGGCAAGAGCGAAAACUAGAGUUGCCAAGGUGGGAAAAGGUUUAUCCCAAAAUGAGAAAGCUCAGAAGUUAGCUCUACGACAUUGGCUUGAAGCUAUUGACCCACGCCACAGAUACGGGCACAACUUGCAUAUUUAUUAUGAUAUAUGGUUUCAAAGCGAAAGCAGUCAACCAUUUUUUUACUGGUUGGAUAUUGGAGAUGGGAAAGAGAUAAAUCUUGAGAAAUGUCCGAGGACCAAACUUCAGCAGCAAUGCAUCAAAUACCUUGGACCGAAAGAAAGAGAAGCAUAUGAAGUCAUUGUGGAAGACGGGAAGCUUGUCUACAAACAUAGUGGAAACUUAGUUGAUACUGUGGGGGAGUGCAAAUGGAUAUUUGUCCUAAGCACAUCAAGAUUGUUGUAUGUUGGACAGAAAAAGAAAGGCCAAUUUCAACACUCUAGUUUUCUGGCUGGUGCAGCUACAACUGCUGCUGGACGAUUAAUUGCUGAUAAAGGAGCUCUUAAGGCUAUAUGGCCAUACAGCGGCCACUAUCUUCCGACUGAAGAGAACUUCAAGGAGUUCUUGAGCUUCCUUGAGGAUAACCAUGUUGAUCUCUCCAAUGUCAAGAAGUGUGCAUAUAAUGAGGAAGGUUCGUUCAAAGUUCCUGAAGACGAAAGUUCCCCAGAGAAGACUGCAGAUGUUACAGAAGCAGAGACUGAAGAAGCUAAACCAGCUGAAGUCAAGACCAGUAGCAAAGAUAAGCUUGAAUCAGAACCAUUCACAUUUGCCAGACGCCUAUCCUGCAAAUGGGUCACUGGUAAUGGGCCUAGAAUUGGUUGCGUUAGAGACUAUCCAUUGGACCUACAAUCUCGAGCCCUUGAACAAGUUAACCUCUCGCCACGCGUUACACAUGGAUCAUUCACUGGCCCAAUUCCAUCUCCAAGGCCAAGCCCAAAGGUCCGCGUCUCUCCAAGGCUUGCGUAUAUGGGUCUGCCAAGUCCAAGAACACAGAUGGCCGCGGCUUAAGUUUUAGACAUGGUCAAGCCUUGUGCAUAGAAAUAAUGGAGUGACAUGAGUUUUUGAUCAACCGAAGAUAUCUACUAAAUUGGCACUUCUGGUGCCUACUAAAUGUUUAGACGAUCUAACUUAUUUGUUCAUUUGUUCAUUUGGUUUCCCUUUUGCCACGGAAAUCUUUUCUUUGAAUUCUUUGUUUUAGUCAAAAAGGAUGGUUCUUAUGCAUGUUUUGAAGAGAGUCAAAAUGUGAUCUUUCUCUUCAUUGUAUAUAUGUGAAAGUAAAGGAUAAAUGAAAUGACAUGUUUCCAUCUUUAAGAUA
Beta vulgaris subsp. vulgaris (sugar beet) is the source of this 2336-nucleotide messenger RNA. RefSeq lists its product as hypothetical. Lineage: Eukaryota; Viridiplantae; Streptophyta; Magnoliopsida; Caryophyllales; Amaranthaceae. The transcript is spliced from 9 exons. The coding region runs from base 452 to 2029 and encodes 525 amino acids. The record is from RefSeq and is a predicted model, not a curated record.